AUGUACAGUGACAGCGACCGUCACAAGGAACUGGGCGAGUGCGACAAGUUGCUCACACCAGAUGAUCCUGAACAUGACUUUGAUUGCGCAGAACCUAGGUUGCAAGAAGUCAAGGACAUUGUAAGGAAGGCCAGAGCGUCUUCAGCACCAGGACCCAAUGGAGUACCGUACAGGGUAUACAAGAACUGCCCCAAGAUCUUGCUACGGUUGUGGAAGCUUAUAAAGGUUGUUUGGAGGAAAGGAGAGCUUUGCAGAGAAUGGCUGAAGGCAGAGGGAUGUUUUAUUCCUAAAGAAGAGGAUUCGUCAACCCUUGGUCAAUUCAGGACUAUCUCUUUGCUGAACGUGGAAGGGAAGAUACUCCUCGCUGUCCUUUCAAAAAGAAUGACCUCUUAUUUGCUUCAGAACAAGUACAUAGAUACAGCUGUGCAGAAAGGAGGAGUACCCGGUGUAUCUGGGUGCAUCGAGCAUACCAGUGUCAUCACCCAAAUCAUCAAGGAAGCACGCGAGAACAAAGGAGACAUCGCAUUGAUCUGGCUUGACCUAGCAAAUGCAUAUGGUUCUGUUCCGCAUCAGAUGAUACAAAAGACUCUACAAUUGUAUCAUGUACCCGUUCGAUUUCGGCAGAUGUUGCGGCACUAUUUCGACGGCUUCAUCAUGAGAUUUUCAACAAGGGCAAUAACCACUGACUGGCAGAGACUUGAAGUAGGCAUCGUUACCGGGUGCACAAUUUCAGUGGUGCUGUUCGCAGCAGCCAUGAAUCUGAUAGUGAAGUCAGCGGAGAAGCCAUCAAGAGGACCCAAAAUGACUUCGGGGUGUAUCCAACCACCAACGAGGGCAUUUAUGGACGAUAUGACUAUUACAGCAAAGUCGUACGUCGAGGGAAGGUGGAUGCUGCAAGACAUUGGCGAACUUAUCGAGUGGGCCAGAAUGAAGUUCAAACCCCAGAAAUCAAGGAGCAUGGUUUUGAGGAAAGGAAAGAUUCAAGAGAGUGCAAGAUAUAGAAUCAAAGAUCAGCUCAUCCCUACUGUUAAGGAGCAACCAGUGAAGUGCCUCGGGAAGUGGUUUCGAGACUCACUCAAUGAUAAACAGAGUAUCAAAGACACGGUAGUGCAAAUGGAGAACUGGUUGAAAGAUGUGGACAAGUGUGGUCUGCCAGGAAAAUUCAAGGCCUGGAUUUACCAACAUGGCAUCCUACCACGCCUAUUGUGGCCGCUGCUGGUGUACAGUGUACCGUCAUCAACAGUGGAAGCAAUGGAAAGGACAAUAAAUUCAUUCCUCAGGAGGUGGAUGGGGGUGCCAAAGAGUUUCACCAGCCUCGGUUUGUACUGCACAGGCAGCAAGCUGCAGAUACCUCUCAGAUCACUGACGGAGGAAUACAAGGUCACAAAGGCCCGGAAAGUCAUUAUGCUACGAGGCAGUAGAGAUGAGAAGGUUAGAGAAGCAGGAGUGCAGGUCAACACCGGGAGAAAGUGGAGGGCCGACAAGGCAGUUGAAGAGGCUGAGGCUCGUCUUCGGCACAGCGACAUUGUCGGUAAUGUUGCACACGGGCGACUAGGCUUCGGAUGCGUCACCCGUUCGCAGUGGAGCAAAGCCAGUGCAAAAGACCGACGCACCCAAGUGCAGGAAGAGAUUCGCCGAAUGGAGGAAGAAUCCAGGCUCACCAGAGCUGUUACCCUACGGAAACAGGGAAAAUGGCUGAACUGGGAGGGAGUACCCCAGAGAAAGCUUACAUGGAAUGCGAUCUGGACCAUGGAAAGCGACAGACUUAGUUUCUUGCUCAAGUCUGUCUACGACGUGCUGCCAAGUCCAACAAACCUAGUGACUUGGGGUCUUGCCGAAAAGCCAGAUUGCAAGCUCUGUGGAAGACCAGCAAAUCUGGAGCAUGUCCUGAGCUCAUGCAGGACAGCCCUGUCUGAUGGUCGAUACAGAUGGCGUCACGACAGGGUUCUUGCUUCAAUCGCCGAUCAUCUAGAUCAAGCACGAAAAGCGCAGAAGAUGACCAACAAAGGCCCCUCAUUCAUUUCCUUUGUCAGAGCCGGAGAAGAAGGGGCAAAAGCCAAACGCGCAUGUGGGAUUCUUGGAACGGCAACAGAUUGGAGAAUGGAAGCAGACUUGAAGAAACAGCUCAAGUUUCCACAGGAGAUCACCGUGACAAACCAGAGACCCGACAUAGUACUGUGGUCAGCUGCAUCAAAACAGGUUGUGAUGGUGGAGCUCACAGUACCAUGGGAGGAGCGGAUUGAAGAGAGCUUCGAACGGAAGCGCGAAAAGUACCAGGCCCUCACAGAUACCUGCACAGAGAAAGGCUGGAAGGCAUGGUGUUUUCCAGUGGAGGUGGGCUGCAGAGGUUUCCCAGCACAAUCACUGUGGCGCACUUUCAGCAGACUGGGGGUUACAGGACAGGUCCGGAAACGGGCCAUAUCGGUUGCUGCACGUGAAACAGAGUCUGCUUCCUUGUGGCUAUGGCGGAAGAGAGAGGAGAAGUGGAUAGGUGGACACAGGGCUGUCGACUAG
Dreissena polymorpha is the source of this 2514-nucleotide messenger RNA. RefSeq lists its product as uncharacterized. Lineage: Eukaryota; Metazoa; Mollusca; Bivalvia; Myida; Dreissenidae. The record is from RefSeq and is a predicted model, not a curated record. Bases 1 to 2514 code for a protein of 837 amino acids. The transcript has a single exon.